Ceratina calcarata is the source of this 4343-nucleotide messenger RNA. It is a transcript of the gene gem, whose product is annotated as transcription factor CP2 like gemini. Gene Ontology annotation, molecular function: RNA polymerase II cis-regulatory region sequence-specific DNA binding; DNA-binding transcription activator activity, RNA polymerase II-specific. The transcript is spliced from 12 exons. NCBI's taxonomy places the organism in Eukaryota, Metazoa, Arthropoda, Insecta, Hymenoptera, Apidae. The record is from RefSeq and is a predicted model, not a curated record. Gene Ontology annotation, biological process: regulation of transcription by RNA polymerase II. Gene Ontology annotation, cellular component: nucleus. Bases 514 to 2718 code for a protein of 734 amino acids.
UCUAAGGAUUGCUCUCCCUUCAAGCAAGUCGGCCCUAAAUUAACGGUGGUCGAGUGAUGCACCGCGCACUUCCGGGAUCUUUGACGAUCCUGAAGAAAGCUACGCGGAGGACGCACGAAAAAGGAGAACGUUUUGGUUAAACGAACGAGAAUUAGAGAGAUCGUGUGAAGUAAGAGAAAAUUGAGAGCAAUAAAAAAGUAAGCAAGGAGAAAAGUAGUGGGAUUAAUCAGGCACAAAAUAUUAGCGUUUAGAGAAAAGUGAAAAAGCCAAGUCCCCAAGUUCGUGUUGAUCCUAAAAUUCCAUCGUGGGGAUCGUCGAUCUUCUAAGCCUGGACUUAUAUACUUUCUCUUGCAAACAAGCCACCAAAGCGUUCUCCAAAAAAUCCAAGAGCACUCGAACAGUAAAAGCGAAAAUAGUAUUGUGAUUAGCAUCAAAACAAUCGAUAUCCCAAAAAGUAGUGUAUUUCGAGAAACAAAUCGCAAGUACGAGUGCUUCGAGAUUUAAAGUUGUUGAAUGGAACUCGAAUUCAUCAUGGAUGGCGGUGCAGAAGCUCUGAACGGGACGAUAUGGUUUCCGAAUACACCGUCUCCACCAUAUGAAGAGCUAUCCCCGGUUCGUCAAAACAGAUGUGAUCCCAUCGCAACACAACACGCGACAAUGGGAUAUCACAGUCCACAAAAUUGUUUAUGGCAGGACAAAUACAGCUCCCCAAAGGAUUCUCCCGACGACGGUGCUCAGUUACGUUCGAGCAGCGAAUCGCCUCAACAUCUCAGCCCAUCAUCCGACAAUACCGCCAACUGUCAACAGGGCAAUCUAAAACGUCGCGCUGGAGAGCCGUUACAAAUUACGGAACUCGAGAAGAAACAUGCUAGGAGAGAUGGAUCGAUUGGGACCAAUGGUUCUGGACAAGGAUGGUCACCACAAGUGGAGGAACUGGCUGAACAUCUUGCCGCUGAUUUCGAUGGAUCUCUAUCAGCGCUCGCAGCAUCUGAUCUUGCAACAGCCGUCGCCUCCUAUAACAUGAGCGAAGCCCUGCUCGCAUUGCCAUCGUUGACGGUGUUCAAGCAAGAAGCACCAUCGCCGGAAAACCAGCAAAAUUCCAAUUUGAACCACGUGUCACAGAGAACAAUUAAUUCGGCAUUAACAAAUAACGCGAACGCCGCUGUUGAGGCUGACAGUAACAAUAAUGGGCAGACAACAACUAGUCUUCAUCAGCUGCUUUACUCCUCGAACGAGGAGUAUCCUCCGACGUCAUCCACGGGAAACCACGUUUCCUCCUCUCAACAAGGAAACGAGCUCAACGAGGACUGCCGUUUCCAAUACGUGCUUGCCGCUGCCACGAGCAUCGCAACGAAGGUCAACGAAGAGACACUUACCUACCUCAAUCAGGGUCAAUCGUACGAGAUCAAACUGAAGAAACUGGGCGAUCUGUCUGCUUAUCGCGGGAAAAUUUUGAAGGGUCAUCCAACGUUUCUGUUUCAGUCAACUAUUCGCAUUUGCUUCCACGAAAGGAGACUUCAAUACACUGAACGGGAACAGAUGCUUGCAUGGCAACGUACAAGACCCGGUGAAAGAUUGCUCGAAGUUGAUGUUCCUCUCAGUUACGGGAUGGUGGACGUUUGUCAACCAUCCCUAUCCAACAAUAGUGUAGAAUUCAUGUGGGAUCCCACCAAGGAAGUCGGCGUAUAUAUAAAGGUGAACUGCAUCAGCACUGAAUUUACACCAAAAAAACACGGCGGAGAGAAAGGUGUGCCAUUUCGAAUUCAAGUGGAAACGCGACUUCCUGGAGGUCCGCGCCUGCAUGCCGCUUCUUGCCAGGUAAAGGUCUUCAAAUUAAAGGGAGCCGAUCGUAAGCACAAACAAGAUCGGGACAAAAUACUACGGCGACCACCGCACGAACAGGAUAAAUAUCAGCCAAGCUACGAUUGCACUGUUCUCUCCGACAUUCCCCUGGACUCCCUAUUGCUACCCAACUUGAUUACGCAAAAUGGUGGGAGCCCCUACGCUUCAACAGAAGCAAUAUCACCACAAUCUCGCUCGUCCGUUAGCGGUAAUACUUCGCCGGUAGUAGCUCCUUUGGCACUUUCGGUUUCCAAUACCAGCAUCGUACCACUAGUUCCCGCCUCCGAUGUUGUGAAGGAAAACGUGGGAACGGCACCCGCCCUGCCAUCACCUGCGGCAAUUUUGCCCGAUCAAUCCUGCAUCGAUACUGAAGGAUCGUCAUGUUUGGCCCAAUUGUCACCUGAUGCAAAUGCGGCUCAGACAACCGCGUGGCUCCGUGCUAGUCGAUUCAACACAUUCGAGUCUACAUUCGCCAGUUUCUCUGCAUCGGACAUAUUACGACUCUCCAGGGAUGACUUGAUCCAAAUUUGUGGUUUGGCCGACGGGAUUCGAUUGUUCAACGCUUUACACUCGAAGGCACCGACUCCAAAACUCACCCUUUAUUUCUCGUUGGAAGACAAUGGUUCUCUCUGGAGGGUCGCUUACUUGGAUAGUCUAACCAGUAGUGCCCUAAUGAGCAAGCUACUGAAUACUCUGAAUUUGCCACACGAUCGGUUACAUUCUGUGCUCUACCUUGGACCCCAGGGUAUUCAUGUUUUGGUUACUGACGAAUUGGUAGCAAAUAUGAAAGACGAGAGCAUGUACUUCGUUGAAACUAUUAAAGAUAACGCGAGCGACCGAUACAAGCUGCUUUUGAAGCCUUCAUCGCGUUCCUAAAAGGUACAUUUGUUGGUAUUUAAUUACAAAAUCUACGAUUUUUAAAUAUCAUGAAUGUGUCUAUGACUUGACAAAAAUUUGUUAUCAUUAAACGUACAAAAGUGUAUUGCGUAACUAGGAAUUUAACAACGUAUUUUUUCGAUUGAAGUUAGGAAUGAAAUAUUUUUUAAUCAUUUAUCCGUGGAUAUGAACUAAUUACGAAAAUGUUUCACUUUAUAACGCCUACAGAAAAUUCAUACUUCCAAAUUAAACUAAAAAAUAUUUGAAUAGGUAAAAGAGAAAGAUACCAAGAAAAAGACAAGGAAUAUUAUCCUUACUUUACAUGCAAUACUCACUAGAUGUUUACAGAGUAUAGUUACAUGUAUCUUAAGUCAUAAGUAAUCGAUACUUCUGGAGCUAAACGUACGUGUUACUUCCAGUGUUAAAAGUAUAGCUGUACAUCAAAUUAUAUAUUUUAUAUACAUAUAUUACUUUCCGCGGAAAUACCAGUCAUUACGAAAAUAAUAUACAAAUGAUCCAACUAAGUUUUUUUAUUAGGGUUUAAGUAAAUUGUUUAGUUUGAAGACUUAUCUAGAAAUUCUUAAGAAUAUUCAGAUAGCGGUAAUUACUCCAACCAUUGUGCCACAAGCAAGUUUAUAAACUUAACAAUAUUCUCGCACGAAUAUUGUUAUUGUUAUGAUUAUUCAUCAAUGUUGAUUAUUAUUAGCAGUUUUACAGAUUUUAGUGCAUAAUCGAAAAUUUUCAAAGUAGACGUUGCUGAUGAAUAUGAUCUCUAUUUACAAAAAUUGUAAUAUAUUUUUUAUGAUCACGAUUUAUUAUAAAACUAUGAAAUCUAAAAAAACGCAAAGCAUACUUCUAAACAGAGGUACUUUGCUGAAAUAAGAAAGAAAGCAUGGAACAUUGUAACAAGUUCCUACACUUCAAUAUUUAAAUGGUGGCCUUAGUAAAACUAUAGGUGCCUUAUUUUCUCUUAUUUGUUUUGUUUUUUAAUUUAUAGCAAUGUGUUAGAAUUUAUCUACUAAACGUUUUUAGAAUUAGAAACAAUCGUGAUUACAUUUUGACAGGGAGAAAUUUAUUUCGUAGUACAAAUUAUAGAAGAAUGAACUUUCCCUUGAAUGUCUUCGAAUAUCAUAGGGAAGAUAUUAAGUAUUAUAACAUAUUACCAAAUGCUAAAUCGUAAGCUAGUUUUCGUUUAAACUAUCAAUUUCAUAAUUUGCAAUAAAUUUUUUGAUCAACAUUUACGAUACUAAUACUCUUUUGUACAUAUUGUGUACAAUCAUACGUGUAUUGAGUCAAUAGCCCAUCUCAGUGGCCAAUGCAUAACGCGAAAAAUGUAUCGUUUCACAUCACAAUGAAGCAUAUUACAACCGAUAGGACUGUACAUAUUUUAAUAGACAAGAAAACUAUAUUGACGUACAUAUUUUAUCUUAGACACAAUAUACGUAAGAUGAAUUCGGUGAACUUUUACUGUAACACAUGGAAGGUGUAUGGGAUCCGGCUGCAUGAUGUUAUAUCUCGAAAUUCCUACGCAUGUUAAUUUUAUAUCAUAAAACGGCACAAUAAAUAUCUUCUGUUGCCAAAAUGUAUGAUCUUCCAAUAAAUAGACACCACGUUUUAUUCAUAAA